CAUUGUAGCCUUUUUAGAAUGCAGUGGGCGGAUUACCAAUGCAUUUUAGGGACUUUUUAGAGUGGAGCAGUGGGGAAUAUCGUAGCCUUUUUUUUAGUACUUUCCUUUCCUUUUAUUUUUAUUUUGGCCUUUAAAUCUCAUCCUCUCUGCACAAAUAGUGUAAAUAUCUUGGAUUGACAUGCUCAGCGAGGAAUCUCCUUUCUCAUUUAUUUAGUGUUGCAGAGCUUCAUCAUCUCCUUCAUUCUCAGUCUGUCACUCACCACUCUAUGCGCUGGCUGGGCACCGCUGUCACUCCUUGCAGCUGCAGCUGUGUGAAUUGAGUGCUACAUGUCGUCAAUUUUCUGAGGUUCUUGGAGCCUUGGAGCGUUCAUCUAAAAAAAAGAAGAAAAACUUUGGCAGUGUUCUUUAUUGCUAUCUAUCUGCCUCCUUGCUAUCCUCGUCAGCCAAUUUACUCACACCUGGGGCCUGGGGGCUUGCAUGCCAUCAAUGCUCCAUCUGUGAUGAUCAUGUGAACAUCUGCAUUUUGCUAUCACAGGAAAUCCCCUCUCAUGGUCCACAGUAGGUGGAGUUUGGCUGGACUUCAUUUAUUCCCAAAUAUUCGAGCUUUUGAAGCUUUAAUUGUUCACAAAUUCCUGUGUUGUUGGGAAACACAGCGCCCCUUUGGGUGAAGCUUUGGCCCUCGCACCUCGUUCCAGCAAAGAUUUCAACUUUUUUUUGAGGUUCUGAUAGCUCAAGAAUAAUAUUUCUGCUACUGUUCUUGGAGCUUUGCUCUUGCCGGUUUCCAAGAUCCCUCCUUUUUCAGAUCAUUUCCAAGAUCUGAGCUUGAGAGUUCUUGUAGCAAAGCAAAGGAAUCCACCAAAAAACCCAAAGAUUCGGAGCUUGGAGCUGGAGUAAUCCUUCCAUGGGUUCCUGGUCCGGCCAUGGAACGGCGGCGGUGGCCGUGGCGCUUGUUUCUUGGCUGUGCUUCGCGGCGGCCGGCGUCGGCGCGAUUGGGGCGAACUGGGGCACGCAGGCGAGCCACCCGCUGCCGCCGGACACGGUGGUGCAGAUGCUCAAGGACAAUGGGUUCCAGAAGGUGAAGCUGUUCGACGCCGAGGAUGGCACCAUGAACGCCCUCAAGAAGAGCGGGCUGGAGGUGAUGGUCGGCAUCCCCAACGAUUUGCUGCUGACUAUGGCGACAAGCAUGAAGGCCGCGGAGAAGUGGGUCGACAAGAACGUCUCCAACUUCCUCAACGACGGCGUCAACAUCAGGUACGUUGCAGUUGGGAACGAGCCUUUCUUGGAGACAUACAACGGAAGCUUUCUACAAACCACUUUUCCUGCCAUCAGAAACAUACAAAGCGCACUUAUAAAGGCCGGUUUGGGCAAUCAAGUUAAAGUCACAUGCCCUCUCAAUGCCGAUGUCUAUCAGUCAUCAACCAUCAAGCCUUCUGAUGGGGACUUCCGUACGGAUAUUUAUGAUCUGAUGCUCACGAUUGUAAAAUUUCUGAGCGACAAUGGUGGAGUUUUCACUGUCAACAUCUAUCCUUUCAUAAGCCUCUACAGCGACCCAAACUUCCCUGUGGACUAUGCCUUCUUUGAAGGGGCUUCGUCACCUAUUGUUGAUGGCUCUGUGACAUAUACAAACAUGUUUGAUGCAAAUCAUGACACACUUGUAUGGGCUCUGAAAAAGAAUGGCUUUGGAAAUCUCCCAAUCAUUGUUGGGGAGAUAGGAUGGCCGACUGAUGGGGACAUGAAUGCCAAUGCUCAGCUCGCCCAACGCUUCAACCAAGGCUUCAUGACUCAUAUCGCUUCUGGGCGAGGGACGCCGAUGAGGCCUGGACCGGUUGAUGCUUACUUGUUCAGUCUAAUUGAUGAGGAUGAGAAGAGCAUACAGCCAGGAAAUUUCGAGCGGCACUGGGGGAUCUUUACUUAUGAUGGCCUACCAAAGUAUCAACUGAAUAUGGGGACAGCAAAUUCGCGCGGCCUUGUCAGAGCAAAGAAUGUGAAGUACCUUGAAAAGAAGUGGUGUGUACUGAAGCCUACCAUAAGCCUUAGCGAUUCAAGAAUUUCAGACAGUGUGAGCUACGCGUGCUCCCUGGCAGACUGCACCAGUCUUGGUUACAAAACUUCAUGUGGUCUGCUGGACAUACGAGGCAACGUCUCUUACACGUUCAACAGCUACUACCAGAAGAAUGAUCAAGAUGAUGUGGCCUGUGGUUUUUCAAACCUCGCAACAACCACAGGCCAAGACCCCAGCACUGGAACAUGCAGAUUCGGUAUCAUGAUCGAGGUUGACUCAGCCUUCUCAUGGAGGCUGCAGCGGUUCAGAAGCGACUGCCUCUUGAUGCUUCUGCUUCUGCUUCUCCAACUAUGCCUGUCAUUCUCAUAGAUGCAUGUUUCAUAAGAGAUGACCGUGAGGGCAUCAGCAAUCUGACAGCUUUAUGAUAUUUGAUGUCUGUUGUCAGUAUCAUUCAUGUAGAAAACUUUUUUUUGAAUCCUCCUUUUUUGGAAGGAAACCGCAGACUGCGGUUCCAUCCAUGCUCGGAUUAUUGUUAGUGUAGCUUUGAUCCAGCAGUACCAUUGUGAUGGGAAUGAUGCUUUGAGCCA
Molecule: messenger RNA, 2589 nt
Organism: Phragmites australis (common reed)
Lineage: Eukaryota; Viridiplantae; Streptophyta; Magnoliopsida; Poales; Poaceae
Product: glucan endo-1,3-beta-glucosidase 6-like
Exons: 3
Coding region: 902-2371 (489 amino acids)
Biological process (GO): carbohydrate metabolic process
Cellular component (GO): plasma membrane
Molecular function (GO): hydrolase activity, hydrolyzing O-glycosyl compounds
Source: RefSeq, a predicted model, not a curated record